Messenger RNA from Rhodamnia argentea, 2662 nucleotides. Its product is annotated as exocyst complex component EXO70E2. Bases 421 to 2376 code for a protein of 651 amino acids. The record is from RefSeq and is a predicted model, not a curated record. Gene Ontology annotation, molecular function: phosphatidylinositol-4,5-bisphosphate binding. Lineage: Eukaryota; Viridiplantae; Streptophyta; Magnoliopsida; Myrtales; Myrtaceae. Gene Ontology annotation, biological process: exocytosis. The transcript has 2 exons. Gene Ontology annotation, cellular component: exocyst.
UAGGGGGCGACGAAUCCGCCAUGGGAAUAGCCGCCUGACCUCCAGAGCUUCCGAGAAAGGAAGGAGUCUUCCUUUCAGUUUUCAGUCCUUUUCUUUUCUCUGCUCCCUCCGUACAUCGUCUCCGCCGUCGUCAUCUUUUCCCCUGCCGUAUAUAUAUUCUUAUUCUAAUCAGCUCCAUAUUUCACCAACUGUUUGACUGCUCAGCGCUUUGCUGCUUCGUUUUAGCCUCUAGGAUCAGAUCUUCGUUGGGAAAAAGUUCGUCCUUCGCUUCUAAUGCUCAAUACCCUCUUCUCUUUCCGGUUCUUGCGUCUCGCGGAGCUGGAAAAGGAGACGCCUCUGAGCUCGCCAGGGUGAUUAAAGAUCAGCUAUUUUAUUGGGUGAAUAGUGAUUUUCUAGGGUUCUUGAGAUUCUUUGGGGGAUAUGGAUGAUCUUGAGAGUGGUGCCUUGGAUUCAGAAGGAGAAGGGAACUUGAUUGCUGCCGCGCAACAAAUUGCGAGGGCUUUGGUGUCAAAGAGAGAGCUAACUGAUGAAGAGAGAAAGGCUUUGGUUCAUUUGAGGGCUCAGUUAUCCACCAUUACCGUAGAUAGUGAGAAAAAGAAAAAGAACAUUGAGGAAGUCGCGGGCAGAGAAGAGCAUCUCAAUGUUAUUCAUGAGAAGAUCAUGAGGUGGGAGAAUGAUCACUCCAUGAUAUGGGAUUUGGGCCAAGACGAAGCAUUUCAGUAUCUGAAUGCCGUGGAUGAAACCCGGAAGUUGAUUGAACGACUAGAGAAUUCAUGUCUGGAUAUGUUGGUUGAAAAGGAUGAAAUGUUGAGGAAUGCCCAUGAUGUUCUUCAGACAGCUAUGGUUAGGCUCGAGGAUGAAUUUAAGCAUAUGCUUCUUCAGAAUAGACGGUCUGUUGAGCCAGAGCACACAUCCUUCCGUUCAAGUGAGGAGGAUGCUGCAGAAGAAGGCUCGACGUUUUCUUCCUCCUUCGAUGACUCGCUCCGCAGAGACAGCUUCAACAGAACCUCGGAGGAAUCGAUAAUCGAUCUGAUUCAUCCAGAAAUACUGCCUGACCUCAGAUGCAUCGCGAAUUUGAUGUGCAACUCAGGUUAUGCACAUGAAUGUUCCCAGGCCUAUGUCGGUCUUCGCAGGGAUGCACUAGAUGAGUGUCUCUUCAUCGUUGAGAUGGAGAAGCAUUGCAUCGAGGAUGUUCUUAGGAUGGAAUGGGCUACUCUUAAUUUCAAGAUCAAGAAAUGGGUUCGAGCUAUUAGAGUCUUUGUGCGGGUUUAUCUAGCGAGUGAGAGAUGGCUCAGUGAUCAAAUUUUUGGAGAGGUGUCACUGAAUUUGAGUUGCUUUAUUGAGGCGUCGAAGGCUGCAAUUUUGCAACUUCUGAAUUUUGGGGAGGCUAUAUCUAUAGGCUCGAAAGAACCGGAGAAGUUGUUUUGCUUCCUUGAAAUGUAUGAAGUGAUGUCUAAGCUCUUACCAGACAUCAAUGAGCUAUAUCCAGAUAAUGCCGGGUCCUUUAUUAGAAUUCAAUAUAAUGAACUCCUGCAGAGGCUAGGCAACUGCAUCAGGAUGACUUUCGUCGAAUUCAAGAAAGCCAUCGCUUCAAACGCAUCAGCGACUGCAUUCCCCGGGGGUGGGGUCCACCAUCUGACUCGUUACGUGAUGAACUACAUGAAGAAUCUCGUUGAUUAUGGCGAGACUCUCGAGUUGCUUCUAAGCGACCAUGGUGGAGAGGGUUCCAAUUCAUUCUGUCAUGAAACUAAUUCACCCAUAGAGGAUGAAAAGAGCGGGGUUUCCGGAUGCGGAUUUCCCAAACUGGCUCCCCAUUUUCAUGGCAUUUCUUCGGUUCUGGAAUCAAACCUCAAUGAGAAAUCCAAUCUAUACAGAGAUGCGGCUUUGCAGCAUAUUUUUCUGAUGAACAAUGUGCAUUACAUGGCGGAAAAGGUGAAAAAUUCUGAGCUUAGGCUUGUUUUCGGAGAUGAUUGGAUUCGGAAGCACAAUGGUAAGUUCCAACAGCACGCUUUGAGCUAUGAGAGAUCGACAUGGAGUUCCAUACUCUCCUUCCUUAGAGAGGAGGGGCUUCAUAGUUCGGGUUCGGGUUCCAUCUCGCAGACCCUUCUAAGAGAAAGGUUAAGGAACUUCAGUCUCGCUUUCGAGGAGGUAUACAAGGCUCAGACAGCCUGGGUGAUCCCGGACGUUCAGCUGCGGGAAGAUUUACGCAUCUCCACAUCCCUCAAGAUAGUCCAAGCGUAUCGAACGUUCGUGGGUAGGCAUAGCGGUCAUCUAAGCGACAGGCACAUCAAGUAUACUGCGGACGACCUGGAGAAUUUCAUCUUGGAUCUGUUUGAAGGAUCGCCAAAGUCCCUGCCCAAUCCCUAUAGGAGGUGAUGACAUUAUUUAUUUAGUUUUGCAAUGUAGACGAGCCUUUUAUUUCCUCUCUCUACUAAUCUGAGUUCGAGGUAUUAGCUCAACCACUCUCUCCUAUGUUUUACCUUGAAGUUGUCCCACAGUUUUUCGCCCAAUGACCAAGUGAAGUUCAGGCUUAGGGAAGUUGCAUGUUCCCGUGUUGUACCCUGUAGGUAAUUGUUGUAUCGGCGGGUAUAGUCCGUAUACUGAGCACCUGUAAACAUUACCAAAUUGUUUAAUGGAAGAAUGUUUAAUCUGUUUUUCCUAA